AUGUCCAAAUACGUCAUCCUUUCUGGUUAUUCUUUAUCCAAUCCUGCCAAAUAUAAUGUCCCAAUAAUUCUUGGCCGCCGCGCAUUUUUCUUGUCUUUUCCUGCCAAAUACACUGUUCAAAUACCUCAUCCUGCCUCUGGUUAUUUUCAUCCAUUCCUGUCAAUUAUAACUUAUAGUCCCAAUAAUUCUCUGCCGACACAGCCUUUUUUUCCUACCAAAUACAAUGUCCAAAUGCGUCAUCUUACCUCUCGUUAUUCUUUAUCUAUUCCUGCCAAAUAUAAUGCCCCAAUCCAGUUACCCCAUCCUACGUCUUUCUAUUCCUUAUCCUUCCCUGUCAAUUACAACAUCCCAAUAUCUCUCUUCCGCCACUCCUUGUCUUUUCCUGUCAAAUAUAAUGUCCUAUUACUCGAUACUACUUUUAUCUUUUCUUUACCAUUUUCUGUCAUUUAUAAUAUCACUGUACUCCUCUCCGGCCACUACAUUUUCCUUGUCUUUUCCUGUUAA
This is a messenger RNA of Acanthosepion pharaonis, 504 nucleotides long. NCBI's taxonomy places the organism in Eukaryota, Metazoa, Mollusca, Cephalopoda, Sepiida, Sepiidae. The record is from the annotation of a GenBank genome assembly.